Molecule: messenger RNA, 3011 nt
Organism: Gekko japonicus
Lineage: Eukaryota; Metazoa; Chordata; Lepidosauria; Squamata; Gekkonidae
Gene: PCBP4
Product: poly(rC) binding protein 4
Exons: 12
Coding region: 267-1406 (379 amino acids)
Biological process (GO): negative regulation of mRNA splicing, via spliceosome
Cellular component (GO): cytoplasm; nucleus
Molecular function (GO): mRNA binding
Source: RefSeq, a predicted model, not a curated record
CGGCAAAGGAGGGACCGAGGGAGGCUGGGCGGGCUUGCUGAGGGGGGCAACAUAGUCCCGAGGCUUUGGCCUGCGCCUCCCUCGCCUGUCAAGCAUUUGAUUUCAUUGUUCCGGGCUGAUGUCACUCCCAGUUGUCACAAACGCCUCUCCGGGUGACAAUGUGGGACUAGGAGGCACAAAAGAGCCCGCUGGACGUCGCCCGCAGAUUUGGCGGUUUCAACACCUCCUAAACGCCACAGGGUGUUGGUUUCCUUAGAAGCAGGUCCAUGCAUUCCUUCACCAUGGCAUCACCAGACAGGAUGAGUGGCUCAGAUAAUGGACUAGAUGAAACAGAACUCAGUAUCACUCUCACUCUCCGAAUGCUUAUGCAUGGAAAGGAAGUAGGCAGUAUCAUAGGCAAGAAAGGAGAGACAGUGAAGAAGAUACGAGAACAAAGUACUGCCCGGAUCACCAUUUCAGAAGGAUCCUGUCCAGAACGGAUCACCACUAUUACAGGAUCCACUGAUGCUGUUUUUAGAGCUGUUUCUAUGAUCGCCUUCAAGCUAGAAGAGGACUUGGGGACAGGCCCUGCCAAUGGGAGCACUAUAUCCAAACCACCUGUGACGCUUAGGCUAGUCAUCCCAGCCAGCCAGUGUGGCUCGCUUAUUGGCAAAGCAGGAGCAAAAAUUAAGGAAAUUCGAGAGUCACCACCCAAAGGAGCCACUAUUCCCUAUCAUCCCGGCCUUUCCUUGGCACCAGUUCUCCUCUCAGCCAAUCAGGGGUUCUCCAUGCAAGGACAGUACACUGGUUUGUCUCAAGCUGAAGUGACGAAGUUACAGCAGCUUUCUGGGCACCCUGUCUCAUUUUCUUCUUUGGGGCAAACACCGUCUAUAGUGGCAGGAUUGGACACAAAUUCUCAGAGCAGCUCUCAGGAGUUCCUGAUUCCCAAUGAUCUCAUAGGCUGCAUAAUUGGCCGCCAGGGCAGCAAGAUCAGUGAGAUCCGGCAGAUGUCUGGAGCACACAUCAAGAUCGGGAAUCAGACUGACGGCUCUGCUGAACGUCAUGUGACCAUCACAGGCACCCCAGUCAGCAUUACUUUGGCUCAGUACCUCAUCACAGCCUGUUUAGAGACGGCCAAAUCUACCUCCCAGACGCCUCCCGUUGACCUCGGCAUGACCUUCUCCCAGCCCCUCACUCCUUCACCAGCCCCAACGCUGACAGCAGUGGCUGCUCCUCCCCCAGCCUUGCUUGGUGCCCCCUAUGCUAUCUCCCUCUCCAACUUCAUCGGCCUGAAACCCAUUCCCUUCUUGACUCUGCCCCCUUCCUCAGCCACGGGGCACAAUGGCAGCCUUGCCCCCUACACGCCCAAGAUCUCCACAGCCAAUGCCACAAAGAAGGCUGAGAGACAAAAAUUCUCCCCAUACUGAAACAGGAGCAUGGGCUUUGUUGGGGGCAGAGAAGGGAAACCUCUAGGGAUCCUCAUGUUCUUUGCAAUAAUGCCAUCAGCACUGGUUCAGUCCGAAGUGAGACUACAAGGGGAAAGACUAAGCGAUAUGUGAGGAGAAAAGCCAUGUGUAGGAAAUCGGGAGGAUGGGAGAAAAAACAACCUGGACAACUGUUAAGAGCAGUGAUAGUCAGGGGUCGGACUGGGAACUGGUUCUUCUCCAUAGAUUACACCUGACACUGGCUAAGGAGAUGUUUAUGGUAGGUAGCACCACCUCAGUCUCAUGCUUUUACCUCUGUUGAGCAACUGCUGCCCCACACUAGAAAGUAUUGUCUUCCUUUGCCCUCCAUAAAUGUCCUCUGAGAAGAACUUUACACCAUCUUCUUUCCCGUGACUUAAAGAAAAGUUAUCCCCCCCCCCGCCUCCAGUUCUUUGUACUAUACUGAAGGAACUGGUGAUCUUGUGAAUUGUCCCAUCUUGAUUGUGGUAGUAGAUGGAGCUUGCUAGACCUUUAGUGACAACACUAGAGGAUAUACUGUGCUGCUGUUUCUCAUGCAUUGCAUUUUUAAGGUCAGAACUGGGAAAGGGGUUUGAUUGUAUAGAACUGGAAGCCAUGUAGGACCUAGAAAUGAUGAGACAUUCUAAUAUGAAGAGAAGUACCAUGAUGGAAGAAAGACAGGCGAUAAAUCAGUAACUAAUAUGAAGCCAGCCAGGUCUUAUAGAUGGAUAAGGAGAUGGAUGGGAAGUUUUUAAAACUGUGCAUCAGCCCUCAACAUCAUGCAGAAUUUGGAGUUAUUAUGCUUCCUCCUGAGAGACUGCUAGCAUUGGAUUCACUUUCAUCUUCUGUUCCCUUCUAGCAGACAGGGACUAGCACUGCAAACACACAGAUCUGUCUGGGUCAUUCUUGUGACUUUCCGAGUUUAAAAAAUUGAACACUGACUACUUAUAAAUAUUCCUGGCCUAUACCUGGGCUAAAAUCUCCAGCACUGGCUACCUGUCAGCUGGUCAUCUUAUAGGAGAGUGACAUGUUCUGCCAAGUUUUGGCAACCCACCGUGUUUUGCUGUCUGUCAUAUCUCAGGAACUCUGUUCUUCUCAUAUAUUUUGGCAGGACCUGUAAUAUCCGUCAUGCCAAUAAAGCAUGUUUGAAUUUAUUGCUUUGCUCUUAUGGUCUGAUGUCUACAAUGAUUUUUGUUCCUGUUCCUUUAGUGACUCCACUCAGUAAAUUCUGCCACAUUUUGUUCUCUGGAAAAGUUCCCUAUUACCAUAAAGGCACUCCUAGAUGGAACAAGCCCACAUGAGCAGAAAGAGGAUACCCUGAAACUUCAGGCUGAGACAGAUGCCCAUCCUAAUGACUUCUAAUUGAAGUCACUGUAUGUCUGACACUUCCACUGGUGGCAUUUUGUCAUCAUGAUAUUGGUGAUCCAGCCAUGCAUAAGGGGAGACCACAUGAUACAUGAUCUUCUUGAUACAUGUCGUCAUCAUUUUGUGUGAUUUUUUUUGCAGAAUUGAUAUGUACAACUGGAAAUCCAGAUUUUUGAGGGCAUAUGGAUUGACUCAGUAAAGGAAGCCAUGGCCCUCAGUUUGCUA